Callorhinchus milii (elephant shark) is the source of this 3368-nucleotide messenger RNA. It is a transcript of the gene crot, whose product is annotated as carnitine O-octanoyltransferase. The record is from RefSeq and is a predicted model, not a curated record. Gene Ontology annotation, cellular component: peroxisome. Gene Ontology annotation, molecular function: carnitine O-octanoyltransferase activity. Lineage: Eukaryota; Metazoa; Chordata; Chondrichthyes; Chimaeriformes; Callorhinchidae.
GAGGGUGGGGGGGGAACUGAACGACACCAACUGGGGGAAAGGGCACCAGAACUGGUGCGGAGCGCACAAGGCAGGAGAGACUGGGAAAUCGCCGCCGCCGCCGCCGCAGGCUGCUUUCAUUGCAUUUUCAUUUACUUUAAGAAACUACACAUUCCCUGCACGGAACCAAAGGGAAUUUGCAGCAAUUAAAAAGGAAGAAAAGAUUGGAGGCGAGGCAGGGAAGGCAAGAGGGAGGGAGGGAGGGAGGGAGCCACGCACAACAGGCGGAAGCCAAGGUCUGAAACUUCAAUUGAGAAGACAUGGAUGGUCAGAUGUUCGAAUCAAAUGAAGAGCGUACGUUUCAGUAUCAGGACUCGCUGCCUCCUUUACCUGUGCCCAACUUGUGCCAAAGCAUAACCAAGUAUUUGGAUUCAGUGAAACCAUUUUUGACUCAUGAGGAAUUGCAAACGACGACCCAGAUUGCCAAACGAUUUUUAAGUGGGCAGGGUGCAGAGCUGCAUGCAAAACUUCACAGUUGGGCCAAAGAUAAAAGAAACUGGCUCGAGGAAUGGUGGCUGAAUAGUGCAUAUCUGGACAACCGUGAACCAACAAUGCUGAACGUGAACUUCGCAGGGGCUGCUCCCUACUUGGAGCAUUACUGGGAACCAAAGGAAGGCACUCAGGUUGAAAGAGCUGCUCUCGUUGUCUAUUACACGGUGGUGUUUUGGCAGCUGAUCAGAAAACAGCAACUUGCGGUACACAAAAGUGGUGCUGCACCGUUCGACAUGGACCAGUUCCGUAUGCUGUACUGCACCUGCAGGAUACCCGGAGAGACCAGAGAUUCCAUUGUCAACUACUUUCAGACUGAGGAGGAAGGACCGUGUCCGUCCCACUUGAUCGUCCAAUGUCGGGGUCGAGUCUUUGUAUUUAACACAUUGGUUAAUGAACAAAUCUUGACACCACCAGAGAUUUUCAGACAGUUGACAUUCAUCAGGGAACUGUGUGGAAAGGAACCUGAAGGACCAGGUGUCUCAGCUCUGACUUCUGAAGCGCGAACAAAAUGGGCGAAGGCACGGGAGUAUUUGAUCAGCUUGGACCCCACAAAUGUGACUGUCCUGGAGCUAAUUCAGAACUCCUUGUUUGUGUUGUCAUUGGAUGAUACGAGUCCCAAUGUAUCACCUGAAGAUUAUUCUGAGAUCUGUGCUGCUUCCCUGACUGGAAACCCAACCGUACGCUGGGGUGACAAAUCCUAUAAUUGUCUCAGUUUCGCCAAUGGGACUUUUGGUUCAAACUGUGAUCAUUCCCCGUAUGAUGCCAUGGUCAUGGUUUCUUUGUGCUAUUAUAUUGACCUACAAGUCAAAAGCAUUGAAGGCAAGUGGCAGGGCUCAAAAGCAAUCCGUGACAUUCCUUUGCCCGAGGAGCUGAUUUUUGUAGUGGAUGAAAAGAUUCUCGAGGAUAUAGAACAAGCUAAACAACAGUACCAGAAACAGGUAUCUGAUAUCCAGAUUAUUAGUUAUGCCUUCACUGCCUUUGGAAAAUCUCUUAUCAAAAAAAGGCUCCAUCCAGAUAUCUUCGUACAGCUUGGGCUUCAGCUAGCUUACUAUAGACUUCAUGGACGACCUGGAGUUUGUUAUGAGACUGCAACAACCAGACGAUUCUACCACGGCCGAACUGAGACAAUGAGGCCCUGCACAAUGGAGGCAGUGGAAUGGUGCAAAGGGAUGCUGGAUCCUGAUGUUCCUCCUGAGAAACGCCUGGAGUUGUUUAUGAAAGCUGUUGGAAAGCACCAUGAACUAAUGACUGAAGCUCAGGUCGGUAAAGGCUUUGACCGCCACCUCCUGGGUCUUCUGCAAAUAGCUAAAGAGGAAGGUCUUCCGGUGCCUGAGCUUUAUACAGACAUUGGCUUUACUAGAAGUGGUGGUGGAGGGAACUUUGUCCUUUCAACUAGUCUUGUUGGAUACACUACAGUCCUAGGUGCUGUUGUUCCUAUGGUACGCAAUGGUUAUGGAUUCUUCUACCGGAUCCGAGAUGACAGGAUUGUGGUAGCUUGUUCAGCCUGGAAGUCCAGUCCAGAGACCAAUGCAGAAGAACUGUACAAGGCUGUCUCCCUGUCCUUCCAGGAAAUGGUGCAGAUGGUGUCAAAAUCCCAGCUUUAAGUAUUGACCACGCAGAAAGCAUUUUUGCAGAUAAUGAUUAAAAUGCUAAUUUCUUUCACAUUUGCACAGGUCUACUGGUUAACAACAUAUGAAAACCCUGUAAGUUUCUUCUGUGAAUUUUACUUCAAGGACUUGAAAAUAUAAUGGUUUCAUUGCAACAGCAAUGCAAAAUAUUAGAAAUAUUGGCACAUUACAAUGCAAGAUGUUUACAGUAACAAUGCAGACUUCAGGAACCAGAAGAGGCAGAGGGAAAGUAAAACGUUACAGCUAUUUGUCAUAUCGCUACUUAAAAUAGCUUUUUGUCCUUUCAGGUUUCUGGAAAAGUAAAAUGAACAAACUUUCUUUAACUCUUGACAAUUGUACAUUGUCAGUGUGUUUAUUCUCUGUAAACAUUCCUUAAAAAAUCUAAAAAAUUGAAACUAGGAAUCCGUUUGGAUUUUCAUGUCUCGUGGGGAGAAAGUUGAUACCUUCCUCUGUUUUUAACAUGUGUAAAUAUGAUUUUAGAAAUUAUAAUAUACAUUUGAUAUUUGCAGUAAAGAAUCAGUCUUUAUUAUUAAUCUUUCUAUUGUAUUAAUAGGCAAUUGAACAUAUUUGAUCUUUUCUGUGAUUACCAUUGGAUACGUGACUAGGUCUAACACUGGCAGGAAGUAAAUCUGACUAGUCAUGUGUUUAUGUUUCUGAAGGAAACAAACAUUUUGGCAUUGGGAGCUUGAUUGUUUCUUGAGUCUCCACAGGUCCUGUAGGUUUAUAAUUAUGGUUUUCUGGAAACAUUUUCCCACAAACUGUCUAUUGAUCACAUUUGAAGUUAUUAUUUAUGAAUUGAAGGAAAUGAGAAUCUACAUGCCAGCAGUACCUGACAGAUGGGUAACUGACCUGGGAGGAUGGAUAUCUGACCCUGUUGAAAUGUACACAUUGGUUUGGAUGAAGAAGGCCCUCUGGCCAAUCCAGUCUCAUCCUUCCAGAACACCCACUUCUGUCUACUCACACCACCACAGAAUGCUCAGACACUCACAGCUAUUUUUUAAGUGAAUCCGGUGUCCUGGCCUUGACCACUUUUCCUAGCAAUCUAUUACAGUCAUGAUUAUCUCUUAGGAAAGAAUUGGGUAACAUCGGGCUGUAAUUGGCGUUACACAAUAGCCCUUUUGAUGAUUCACAAUUAUGAUGGGGAAAUUCCUUAAGUGCCAAUGUAUUAUAAUAAUAUUAAUCCUAUUUGGUAUAGUGUCUAUCAUGUCG